Messenger RNA from Anoplopoma fimbria (sablefish), 1296 nucleotides. It is a transcript of the gene gpr61l, whose product is annotated as G protein-coupled receptor 61-like. Lineage: Eukaryota; Metazoa; Chordata; Actinopteri; Perciformes; Anoplopomatidae. The coding region runs from base 1 to 1296 and encodes 431 amino acids. The transcript has a single exon. The record is from RefSeq and is a predicted model, not a curated record. Gene Ontology annotation, biological process: G protein-coupled receptor signaling pathway. Gene Ontology annotation, molecular function: G protein-coupled receptor activity. Gene Ontology annotation, cellular component: endosome; signaling receptor complex; plasma membrane.
AUGGCGGAUAAGAUUGGUCCCAUGAUAGCCUCUGUGCCACAUCACUCACCAACUAAUCUCACCACGUCCCCAUGGGAGCCCAAUCCUACAGUUCCUGCCGAUGUGGGCGUCGUCACAAGCUCCCAGUCUCAGAUCAAAGACCUUUUUGGGUUGUUCUGCAUGGUGACCCUUAACCUCAUUGCCUUGUUGGCCAACACUGGUGUGAUGGUGGCCAUUGCCCGGGCUCCUCACCUGAAGAGGUUUGCUUUCGUGUGUCACCUUUGUGCAGUGGACUUGCUGUGUGCCAUCCUCCUCAUGCCUUUGGGUAUCAUAUCCAGCUCAGCGUUUUUUGGCACUGUGGUGUUUACUGUUCUGGAGUGUCAGGUGUACAUUUUUCUCAACGUUUUCCUCAUCUGUCUCUCCAUUCUCACCAUCACAGCCAUCAGUGUGGAGCGUUACUUCUACAUCGUACACCCCAUGCGCUAUGAAGUCAAGAUGACCAUCAACCUCGCUAUUGGUGUCAUGCUCUUAAUCUGGGUUAAGUCAGUCCUCUUAGCUUUGGUCACGCUGUUUGGAUGGCCACCUUACGGACCUCAGAGCUCUAUUGCUGCAGCUCACUGCUCUCUCCAUGCGAGCCACAGUCGUCUAAGAAGUGUAUUUGCUGUGCUCUUCAGCGUGGUUUGUUUCCUGGUUCCUGCAGUGGUGAUCUUUUCUGUUUACUGUUCCGUGUACAAGGUAGCUCGUUCUGCAGCCCUGCAGCAAGUCCCUGCUGUGCAAACGUGGGCAAAUGCAAGCCCUGCUAAGGACCGCUCAGAUUCCAUCAACAGCCAGACCACCAUGAUCACCACCACCCGUACUCUGCCCCAAAGACUAUCUCCAGAAAGGGCCUUCAGUGGAGGAAAGGCUGCCCUUACUUUGGUAUUAAUUGUGGGUCAGUUCUUUGUUUGUUGGUUGCCCUACUUCAUCUUCCACAUGCAGAUGUCCCUGACUGGCUCCAUGCACAGCCCUGGGGACUUAGAGGAGGCAGUCACCUGGCUGGCCUACUCCUCCUUUGCAGUUAACCCGUUCUUCUACGGCCUAUUGAACAGGCAGAUCAGAGAAGAACUGGUAAAGUUUCGGCGCUGCUGCUUGACCCAACCGGCAGAGUUUGGGACAUCCAGCCAUGAGGGCUCCCUUCAGGAGAACUUCCUCCAGUUCAUUCACAGAACCAGCAGCACAGCUGAAACCACAUCCACCACUGCCAUAUCCCGUCCAAGAAAAAACACUAUGGAUCCGGGAAUAAAGCUCCCUGGACAAAUACCUGAGGAGCACGCUUAG